CCGUGUUACGCGAACGCCGCCUGUGAUGUAACAGCCGCUGUGUAGUCUGCUGCAGGCGGUGCGAGAGAAGGCGAGUGAAGGGCACGGGGCACAGGACGUGUGGAGGACCAACACAAAGACCAAGAUGUUCGUGGCAGCGAUGCUAACUAAGCAAGGGAGACUCGGGGCCACCGUUAGAAGAAUAGUACAAGGGUCUCAGAGACAGGGCGAUUGCAAUAAACUCGGAAAUGUAGCAGCAAGGAACUUCGUUACCUCAGUUGACCCUUCACAUGGACUUACGGAAGAACAGAUUGCUAUACAACAGCUUGCAAUUGACUUUGCAAGAAAUGAGAUGAUGCCAAACAUGGCAAUGUGGGAUGAGAAGGAAAUAUUUCCAGUUGAGACCAUGCGAGCAGCAGCAAAUCUAGGUUUUGGGGCCAUAUAUGCUCGAGAAGAGUUUGGUGGGACAGGGUUAAGUCGUUUGGAUGCAUCUCUGAUUUUUGAAGCACUUUCACAGGGAUGCACUUCUACCACAGCCUAUAUUAGUAUUCACAACAUGUGUGCUUGGAUGAUUGACACCUUUGGGAAUGAAUCUCAGCGUGAGAAAUGGAUACCUUUGCUGGCAGGCAUGGAGAAAUUUGCAUCAUACUGUUUGACUGAGCCAGGUUCAGGGUCAGAUGCUGUAUCUCUUUCAACAAGUGCUAAGAGGGAUGGAGAUGAUCUCAUUCUCAAUGGUUCAAAGGCAUUCAUAAGCGGGGGUGGUGAUACUGAUGUAUAUCUUGUGAUGUGUCGAACAGGAACUGCUGGGCCCAAAGGCAUCUCCUGUGUGUUAGUGGAGAAAGGAACACCUGGUUUGAAUUUCGGCAAAAAAGAGAAAAAGGUAGGAUGGAAUUCGCAACCAACAAGGAUGGUAAUUUUUGAGGAUUGUAGAGUGCCAGCCACAAACAUUAUUGGAAAUGAAGGUCAGGGUUUCAACAUUGCAAUGAGGGGUCUAAAUGGAGGUCGUAUUAAUAUUGCCUCCUGUUCCUUGGGUGCUGCUCAGGCAAGCUUACAAGCGGCAAUUGAUCAUGUGAAAGUGCGGAAGCAGUUUGGAAAGCCCUUAGCAAGUUUCCAGAAUAGCCAGUUUCGACUUGCUGAGAUGGCUACAGAGUUAGUGGCAUCAAGGCUCUUGGUGCGCAAUGCUGCCAAGGCUUUGGAUAACGAUGACCUUGACACAGUACCACUUUGCUCAAUGGCAAAGUAUUAUGCAACAGAAAAAUGCUUUAAUAUUAUUAAUGAAGCCUUGCAGUUACAUGGUGGCUAUGGGUACCUAAAGGAUUACAGCGUCCAGCAGUACCUGCGUGAUACCCGAGUACACAUGAUCCUUGAGGGGACCAAUGAGGUUAUGAGACUCCUCAUUGCCAGGAAAGUUCUUUCAGAUUGAAGUACAAAUCUCUGAUACAAGGAGUAUGGAAUUACAAAAGUUUUGGCUCAUCUUUCCUUUCUAAGUACGUAGAAUUCCCUUGUCAAGAGAAUUCUCUUUUAAUACAAGCUGUCUGUAGUUUCAUUUGUUUUCAGCUCAGUAGAGGGAAGUUUUAGGUAUCUUUACACUCUUUUCUGAAGUAAACAUGUACUGAACAAUGAUACUGUUAUUUUUGUGACGAGUUCUUGUAUUAGGUAGUUGAGUGUAAGCCUAUAAAUAUUGUUAGUGUUAGUAGAGGUGAUAAUGAGUAGCAAUGAGGUACACAUAAUAUUGAAUAGGGGAAUGGUGUGAAUUUUGUUUAUCAGAUUGCAGACCAUAAUAAUCAGGUAAACUUUGUGUGAAUUAACAUGUAAUCCCUGUAGUAUAUGUAGUUUUCUAUAUUAAUGCUGUGAAUUGAGAAUUUAGCUUGUUGAUUUGGGGUAGCAAUAACAGUAAAGAGGUGCUCUUUGUUGUAAUAUUCAUCAAGCUAAUACUAAUAUUGGUAUUUUGCAGACAAGUAAAGCAAAUGAAGUUUCCCCAGAUUUAUCAAUGUUUAAAUGCAUGGGAUUAUGUUUUUAUUCAGCAGUAAAUAAGAAAUGGUUAGUACAGUGGUUCCCAAACCUGGACUUCCUGUGAAAGUAGCACAAAGGACCUUUAAGCAAAGUAGAAAAUAUAGAGGUUCCAGCACUAAAGAACUUUAAUUUUUAUUAAUUUAUUAAAAUAAAUAUAUAUUGCAAUUUAUAACUAAAUACUGAGUUGUAUAUGUUUUUCAAGUAGGUAAAUGAGGUCCUUGUUGAAAAUUGGCUCUGAAUAGUCAAAAAUGUUGAUUCCACAAAGAAAAUUUAUUCAAAGAUAUAGGGUCCCUCUGAUGAAAAUGCUGGGGACCUCAGGUGUGUGUAUAACUCAUGUUGGUACCAGUGGCUGUUUUAUAAUAUAACUAUAUAAUGGAAGACGUCAAGACUCAGUUGAAGUGCAACUCAAUGCAUCAAUGGUAUAUAUGAGAUUGACAUUAUUUUAUGAUAUUUAGAAAUUAAACCGCAUUGGCAUCUUUGAUAGCUGAUCAGGUGGUAAGGUAUAAAAAAAGUUCUUUCUAUAUAUUUAUUUUUCAUUGUUUUCAACUUCAUGUAAAUUGGUCCUUAUAUUAGCAUGUAAAUUUUUAAUUAUGUGGAAGCACAGUCAGAGAAAUAUAUAAUAAAUUCAUAGUUCAUUAAAUGCAACAGUCAAAGUUAUCUAGUUCUAUUCUCAAUAAUAUUCUUUGACUAUAAAAUUUCAUUAGCCUGUAAUGUCUGAUUUGUAACCAUAUUUGAAUUGAGUGAACUUAUAUUAUUUUAAAACAUUCUUUGAUAUUAAUUUAGAACUAAAUGAUCAUAAUGCCCACGUUAUGAAUUAAGUGGCAUGUAUUUUGUCUUUCAAUACUAGUAGUUGUGUAUAUAGUAGUGAUUGUUGUAAAUAUCUUUAUAUUUAUUAAAAAAAGAAUAUAUUUUUA
Penaeus chinensis is the source of this 2906-nucleotide messenger RNA. Its product is annotated as isobutyryl-CoA dehydrogenase, mitochondrial-like. Lineage: Eukaryota; Metazoa; Arthropoda; Malacostraca; Decapoda; Penaeidae. The transcript is spliced from 9 exons. Gene Ontology annotation, molecular function: acyl-CoA dehydrogenase activity; flavin adenine dinucleotide binding. Bases 125 to 1402 code for a protein of 425 amino acids. Gene Ontology annotation, biological process: lipid metabolic process. The record is from RefSeq and is a predicted model, not a curated record.